CCUCCUGCCGGCAGCGAGCGGCCGUUAUGGGGGCACUUUGGGGCCUGGGGGGUCGGGGUGUGUGCGGGUGAUGGUGUGGGAAAGGUGCCAUCAUCCCACAAAGUACAGAAAAGCAAAGGGGAAAUUGGGGAGAGGUGGGGGAAAUGACUGCAUCGACACCCUGCUGGAAACGCAGCCCCAUGCACUGCACCCUGACCCCACGGCACCCCCAGGGCAGGGCUUGGAGCCGGGGGCAGUAAUUCGCUCUAUCACCUCCGAGGAGUGGAAAGGAGUGAAAAACAGAGGGGAAAAAUCACCCACCACCCAAACGGGACCAGCGACAGCCCACCGCCACUGCAUCACUGCGUCACCCUGCCCUGAGCUCCUGACUUUUGGGAGAGUUCUGGGGGUUCUUCGGGAGCAAAGGGACGGCGGCCACAGCACAUUCACACACAGGAGAAGGCAGCCGGGGCCGAUUCACACCGAGGGGUGGUCGGUGCCCUGCAGGAGCGGGGGACGCUGCAGCCACCGUGCCCUCUGCUGCUGGGGAGGGGGCACGCGGUGUCACUGCCAAGUGCUGUUGUGGCAGUAGGGAGGGUGUCAGAAGCUUAAGUGACAGAGCUGGGGGGAAAUGUGAUCGUCGGGGUGGAAAUGUUACAGCCGAGGUGGAAAUCUUACGGCCAGAGGGGAAAUCCUAUAGCCAGGAAGAGAAUUUUAUACGCAGUGGGGAAACCUGAUAUCCACGGGGGGAAAUUCUAUGUCCACAGGGACAAUUUGUAUAUCCAUGGGGGAAAUCCUGUCCCCAGGGAGGGCUUUGCCACUGCAGGCAGCCAGCAGCGCUGUGAUGCCGGCGGAGCAGGAGGGUGAAAAAAGGGGGAGAAGGAGGGAAAAAAAUGGGGAAAUUGGGAGAAAAAGGGAGAAAGGGGAACGCUGUGUGCUCUUCUGGCAGAUGAGCUCCGUGACCCGGCCGGGGGCUGCAGCGCUGCACACUGAGGGGUGCAGCCGUCACCUCUCUCCAAAGCAGCAGGCAGCGCUUCGCCCCUCGUCUGUAGGAAACCUCGCUCCUCUGGGGAGCCUUUCUGGGGAGAUAAGGCUGCAUGAGAGCAGAACGAGGUGUCUGCGUGCUGGGCUUGGGGAAAGGGGCUGCUGCCCACUCUGCCCUGUGGGAUGCUGUGCAAUCCCAGCAGUAGGACAGGUUGGGGUGCCGUCCCUGAGCACCCCGCGAGCAGCGGUGCUUUGGGGUGCCAUGCACAGGGGCGCAGCACCCACGCUCCUGCAGCACCGCUCCUGCAACGGCACAACGCGCGGCCCCGUGUGAAGGCAAAAAAGCAAACCACCACCACCACCAAAAAGCAAAAUAAUAACAAUGCUCAUUAAGAACGAUCAGAAAGCAGCGGGGUACGUACGUUGCAGCAGUCCAUGGCGGUGCGGGGCUCUCUCGGCGCAGGUGGCAACUUGAGCGGAGCCGCUUGCCUACGUAAUGCGCUUCCUCGGGGCGCCGCUCAGCCCACCUCCCCGCCAGCACUGCUGCUCCUGCCAGGAUCGGGAUUCAGCUUUGCAGUUUUUUUCCCCCUUCUCUCUCUCUUUUUUUUUUUUUUUUUUUUGCCUCCUCCAAUUUCUCUCCCAGCGACUCCCCUCGCCUCCGACUCCCUCCUAACGCUUAAAGGAGCCGGCAGCCCGUGCCAGGGCUUCAUGCAAUAUAAAUCCCGCAGCACGGAAGAUGCUAUCAAAUAUUUAAUGGGAUGGGGCGCUGGGCGCUGUGCCCACGGCCCACAUCGGGGUGGGGGGGCUGCGCUUUAUUCCCAGCAGAGCAGAUCUCAUUGUGGACAUGGGGGCCGGGGUGCACCAGGGUCACACACACCUGCAGCAAGUGGGGUUGAUGUGACUUUUUGGGGGUAAAUUUUUGGGGGGUGAUGGUGUGACUUUUGGGGGCGAUGUGACUUUUCAGGGGCGAUGCUGAGCCCUCAGGAUGGGGGCUUCACCCCCAGCUGUGUCUUUGCAGGAGCAGAGGGAAACCUUCCUGCACCAGCUCUGACCUACUUAGCUCUGGGCCCCGAAGGAGGGCAUGGAUGAGGAUGCUGAGGAGGGCUGGUCACGGUGGUCGCACUCCCAGCAGCAUCCCGCCCCCAACUUUGGGGCGUUUUGUAGCAAAACGUUCAAACCCAGACAUCUUUAGGGGUGUUGUGCCAAUCCCCUGGGCCACGCUGUCACUGGGGGCCAUGGAGACCCCCAGAGCAGCUCAGGGGGUGCAGCCACAGCCCCCCGCAUCGCCCACCUCACACGCCUCUAAUCCGGGUUUGGGGUUGCUAAGCAACCACGCAACUCGCCUGUGGGCUCCGCACAGUGAUGCUGGCUCUGGCCAGCCCCCAAAACAUGCCGUGCCCCCCGAGCCCGGUGGGGAUGGGUGCCCCUGGGCAGGCUGCCUGCAGGGCUGGCCCUGCCACCCACCCAGGGCUUUUGUUGCAGGAACCUUCCCAUUGCCGUCAGCUGGCGUCAUCUGUGUCCCUGUCACCAUCGCAGUGGUCAGCACCUCUGUCCCGUUGUCAUCACUGUCCCCGUUCCUGUCACUGUCACAGAUCCCACUGCUGUUACUGGCCCUGCUGCGUCUUCAUCACUGUUCCCAUCACCACCCCCACCACAAUCCCCAUCUCCACCGCUGUCCCUGUCCCCAUCCCUGUCCCCAUCUCAGUAUUGCUGCCCAUUUCACCAUUCCUGCCCCCUUUCCCUUCAUCACUCUCAUCCUUGUUCCCAUCCCAACCUCAGCACCAUCAUUAUCUGCCUCCAUCACCACCCCUGCUCCAUCAUUGCUCCUCUCACCCUCUGUCCCCAUCCCUAUCCUUGUCCCCAUUCCCAUCCCUGUUCCUAUCAUCAUCUCUGUUCCCAUUCCCAACACUCUUUAUCCCUGUCCCCAUCCUCUGUCAUCAUACUUGUCCGUCCCCCCCCCAUCCCCGUCCCCUUCUCCAUCCCUGUACCCCUCGUUGUCCCUCCUCCUUAUCUCCAUAUCCAUCCCCUUCCCCAUCCCUUGUCACCAUCUCUGCUUCCCUUCACCAUCACUGCCCCUGUUCUCUCCCUGUCUAUCUGUCCCUGUCCCCAUCUCCGUAUCUCCAUCCCGCACUAAGAGGGGUUGGGGGGGUUAUCCACAGCCGCCUCCAGGCGCAAGCACUCGCAGUGGCACGCAGGUUGCAGGGCUGAGCAUCCCUCGAAUCCUCCUGCUCGCUCCUGCUCUCCCAAGCGGAGCCAGUUUCAAGUCCCUGCAAAUGCCACCUCUUCCCACCAGCGUGGGGAAAAAAUAGCUGCGCUCUCAGCACCGAUCUGCUCCAGCUUCCAGACAAAGGCUGCACCGCUCAGCCGGUGCUUUCAGAUGGGAAACCAAUCCCCUCCUCUUUUCAGAGCCGCCGGGUUGAUCGUUGGCUCCUGGCAAGGCAAGAGGAGGCAUUUCUGGGGAGCCGAGCAGAGCCAGGGUGAUGGGUGCAUCGAGGGGAUGGCUCCAGGAAAAAUCUAUGCUAAUGGGAAACCUCAAAGACUGCUGUGCAAAAUGCUCAUCCCACUACCUGCCAAACCUGUAAAAUCCCCCAGUGUAAGGGAUCUGGGCAGUGUUUUGGCUCUGGACCCUCAGAACCAGCUCCAUCCGCAGCUCCCCAGUCCUGGCAGAGUCACCGAUCGCCACGAAUCCCGCAGGCUGCGGAGGAGGGAUGCAAAAUGCCAGAACAUUUCUAAUCAUUAGCAGCAUUUUGAGCCCGUGCCAGCCUCUGCCUUCUUCUCCCCGUGCUGUUGCUCACAGUGAGGGCACCCCAAAAACCAACCGCCCUGAGCAAUGCUUUCCAGGCACUCAGAACCCCCUAAGCAUCACCCUGGGAUGCAGGAUAACGCAUAACCCAUGGGAUGGAAAUGGGUGACAAGCCCCAUUGUGGGGACACGCCGGCACAACGCGGCGUUGGCACAGAACCCUUUGGGGAGUGGGGCUGGCAGCCGGCGAGGCGGCGCAGGGUCAGGGCGCAGCGGCUGGCAGCAGCCCUGCACGGGGUCCCCGCCAGCUGUCCCCAUCCCUCCUUCCUGUUUUUCUCAGCCCGCAUAUGGCAGCUCCCGACGCCGGUGCUGCGAGGCGGCAUGGCUUCCCUCCGAGGGCUUUGAUUUCUGCCUGGACUUCACCAUCGCUUGGUGACACACCUGGGAGGACCCCCACAUUGCUGCAGAGAUACAGAGACAUCUCAGCCCUGGUGGGGGUAGUGGAAGAGGAGCAAUGUCACAUCCCUCCUUCUCACAGGGACGAUAUUAAAUUCUGACAACCUCCAGGGAUGCAGGGGCCUAAAUAUAGAGCGUUAAAUGCCA
Messenger RNA from Gallus gallus (chicken), 4308 nucleotides. RefSeq names its product SH3 domain-containing protein C23A1.17-like. The transcript has 2 exons. The record is from RefSeq and is a predicted model, not a curated record. Lineage: Eukaryota; Metazoa; Chordata; Aves; Galliformes; Phasianidae. Bases 2049 to 3272 code for a protein of 407 amino acids.